Camellia sinensis is the source of this 1755-nucleotide messenger RNA. Its product is annotated as subtilisin-like protease SBT3. The record is from RefSeq and is a predicted model, not a curated record. Lineage: Eukaryota; Viridiplantae; Streptophyta; Magnoliopsida; Ericales; Theaceae. Gene Ontology annotation, biological process: proteolysis. Gene Ontology annotation, molecular function: serine-type endopeptidase activity.
AUGGACCAGGCAGUUGCUGACGGUGUUGAUGUGAUAUCAAUUUCUAUGGGUUUCGAUCAGACGCCACUUUAUGAGGAUCCAAUCGCCAUAGCUUCAUUCGGAGCAAUGGAAAACGGAUUGCUUGUUUCUUCUUGAGCAGGAAAUUAUGGUCCAGAGCUUGGAUGGUUGCACAAUGGCAUUCCAUGGGUCUUGACAGUCGCAGCUGGUUCUAUUGAUCGUUGGUUCGCUGGGACAGUGACUCUGGGAAAUGGGUUAACCAUCACUGGAUGGAGCAUGUUCCCUGCGAGUGCCUUCGUGGAAAACUACCCUAUUAUCUACAACACGACUAUAUCCGCUUGCAACUCAUCUGAAUUAUUGUCUGAGGCCCCUUUCUCGAUCCUCAUAUGCGAUAAUACGGUGCCAUUUUUCACACAAAUCAAACAAGUUUCUAUGUCAAAUCAGCCUGCAGCUAUCUUUAUCUCGGAUGAUCCUCAAAUAUUUGAGUUUAAUAUUUUCCCUUAUCCGGGGGUCGUGAUUAGCCCAAAGGACGCACCGACAUUGAUCAGUUAUGCCCAAACUGUUGUUCAACCUACAGCUAGCAUUAAGUUUCAACAAACCUUUGUGGGUACUAAGGCUGCACCAGCUGUUGCUGCCUAUACAUCAAGAGGUCCUUCGCCGAGCUAUCCGGGAAUCCUCAAGCCAGACGUGAUGGCCCCGGGAACACUAGUAUUAGCAUCUUGGAUUCCAAAUGGAUAUUCAGCUUCCAUUGGUUCAAAUAUUGUCUUGUCCAGUGAUUACGUCACAAUCUCCGGGACAUCCAUGGCUUGCCCGCAUGCUUCUGGCAUUGCUGCACUACUAAAAGGAGCGCACCCUGAAUGGAGUCCGGCUGCCAUUCGCUCCGCCAUGAUGACCACAGCAAGCCCAAUCGAUAACACUUUUAAUCAAAUCCGAGACAUUGGCUUGGGUUACGAAAUUGCUACGCCAUUAGCUAUGGGAUCUGGUCAAGUUGAUCCGAACAGGGCAAAUGAUCCGGGUCUUAUAUAUGAUGCUACUUCACAGGACUAUGUGAAUCUCCUUUGCUCCAUGAAUUUCACUGCGAACCAGAUCUUGACCAUAACAAGAUCGAACAGUUACAGUUGCUCAAACACUUCUGAUCUCAAUUACCCAUCUUUCAUUGCUUUGUACACAAACACAACAGGGAUGGUGGUUCAAACAUUUCAAAGGACCGUCACGAAUGUUGGAGCCGGCGCAACGUCUUACACAGCUAAUGUGAUAGCACCAACGUUGUCUGUGGUCAGAGUUUCACCAGAUACAUUAGUGUUUGGGAAGACAUAUGAGAAGCAGAACUACUCUCUGACCAUAAGUUAUAUGGGUGACAAGAACGGGUCAGUGACAUUCGGUUCACUAACUUGGAUUGAAGAGAACGAAGGGCACACGGUGAGGAGCCCCAUUGUUGUGUCGCCGAUAAUCAACGUUUGGUGAACGUUGUCUAAAUGUGCAUGCAUGCAUGUCCUGAGGAAUAAUUGCCAUUUUAAGAUGCUACUUUUUUGGAGAAUUUAGAACGUGUAAUCAUGCAUGGGUGUCCUAGAAAUUAAGAUUUAAAUCUUGGAAAUAAAGUUGUAUGUGGUCAGCCUUUGAAUGCUACAAAAUUCUGUGUCGGUGGGAGUUUCGAAUUGGAACCCAAGCUCUCCUUGGUUGCAAGUGUCAGCAAAUGGCUCGGGUCGGGCCAACUCGAUCCUAAAAUUUAAACGGCAAUGUUAGGUAUUAUGAAAAAUC